AUGAAUGCGGGCGCCACGCCUCCGCCCCUACACCCGGACGCACAGCCCCUGAAGGGACAGCCGCACGCGCCCGUGGCACCCCCCGCCUCGCAGCGCCCGGACCAACACCCGGACCAACACCCGGACCAACACCCGGACGAGCACGCGGACGAGCACACGGAGGCGCAGACGGAGCGACAUCCGCAGGGGGAGGAGGCGGAGGAGGGGGCGGAGGGGGCGGGUUGCCGAGUGGCGCCCUGCAGGAACGGCGCCUCCUGCACCGGCGCGGCCGGCGGCUUCGUGUGCCGCUGCGCUCCCGGCUUCGCUGGGCUACGAUGCGAAGCGCGUACCCCCCUUCGUGCUCUCCCACGCGAGCGCUCCCCCAGCGCUUCGGUUGUCAGAGCCGAGGGGCUCGACCCCGAGUCCCGGCAACAGAAGCAGCCGCGGAUCGACGACGCGGUCCCCUUGGAGCUGCAGGCCCGAGUGCUCCCCCUGGCAGCCGCCGCGGGCGGCUCUGCGCUGCUGCUCGUGCUGCUGGUGGUGGCCGUGGGCGCGCGGCGUCUGGGGCGCAUCGGCGCUCACGCGGAGGAGUCUCAGCUGGCCGGGAUGGCGGCGAGGGGCACGGCGCCUCUCCACCGCCUGCGCGCCAUUCACCUGGGACGCGCACAGGCGGCGCUGAGACGGGCCAGGUUCGAUCGCCGCGCGUUCCAGGACGGAGUCGAUGACGACUCGACCCGCGACGACAAACCACUCGUGUGAACAGAACGAGAAUGGAACGCAGAGGGAACGGAACGAGCGCGGAACAAGUGCGGAACGGGCAUGGGGCGACACACACAAGGCCCGUCGCCAGCGAGCGUGGAGUGCUAGAGAAUUCGUUAAACACGUAGCAGGCUUUCGCGACCAAUAUUAUUCAUAAUAACCGUUUUGGGUUAGAUCGCGUUAUUUAUAAAUGUGUCGUAAUCCUCCAUCACCCGACACGGACAAUCAGCAAAAAAGUGUCACGUUGACAAAAGACAAAUAGUUCACUGCUUUAGCCCACCGGUGUGUUGAAGCGUGAAACCACAACAUUUACAAUGUUUGAGAACGACGUGACACAUUUUUGCUGAUUGGCCAUGUCUGGUGGUGGAGGGUUGCGACACAUUUAUAGAUAACGCGAUCUAACCAAAAAACGUUCAUUAUGAAUAUGAUGCUAGAGAAUGAAUUGUACUGUCUAUUUGCACCUCGUCUCUCUCUCGUCCUUCGCUUCACCCGUGUCCAUCUCCUACUUCAACCAUCGAGUGCAAAGCCGACUCUCGGUUAUCCGGGGUAAUUGGGAGAGAGAGAGAGGGGGGGGGGGUCAUGGGGGAGACAGAGGUCCGGAUUUAAAAAAUAACCGUGGACAAUUCACACCGUACGUAAAUGAGGCUAGGACCACGUGUUUACGACCACACGGGGCGCUGGUGCGAACACGGGGAAGCUGGUGGACGUCUGCUGUCAUUGAUGCUCAAAGCACCGGACCCCGUUUUACUUGCCGACGUGCAGCCACGCACACACGUACGGACCCUGGACGAGUGAGGAGCAGCUUAUACUCAUAAUAUCUAAACAGCUCACGCGUGUAGACAUACUCCGUUGACUCCCUACCCAGCCAUUAUUCAAUAAACUGGAAAAAUAAUCGGAUCGCGGAUAAUCGAGAGUUGGCUGUCGUUUGAAUGGACCUCAUCGUGUGUGAGUGCAAAUCGAGUGAUUUGACGUUUUCCAAAACUGAGAAUUCGAUCUGCUCUCAACAGCGACUGCUCGCACCAGCGUCUCCUGUGGUGUGAAGCAGCAUUGCAUGGACAACGGCUCUCAGCCUUAUCCAGACCACCAGCUUCAAAAGAACUGAGUGUGGCAAUUUUGUCGUUCUGCAUAAUAGAGGUUUUUGGGUUAGAUCGCGUAAAUAUAAAUAUGUCGUUAAACUCACCAACACCCGAUACAGCCAAUUAGAAAGGUUUGUCACCUAAACAAAACAUGCCAAUUCGUUACUAGUUCGGCACACCGGUUGUGUGUUGGAGAGUAAACCCACAACAACAUUUACCAUUCGAGUACGGUGACGUUUCGCCGGUAAUUACAACCAGCCUCAUCAGGUGACAGCCAGAGUUGUGGAGAAAUCCACCUCCUGUUUCGGUCUUGGACAGAGGAGGCAUAAAUGUGACGUCGUCACUUUUGAACCAAUCAGGUGCGAAGAUAAGAGGUGGCUACCAGUUUGUUUUACUUCUGUCCGAGUCCAGCUGUGCAACCAACGUUACACGCAAUGAACCGAUUCGAGGGGCGCGUAGAUUACAUGACGCUGUCCUCACAAUGCACCGACUGACGUCACACGCAAUGAACGCGUCAUUAGCUCCGCCCCUGGCCCUGCUUGGCUUCAAGCCAGAAUCUAUCUAUUGUUGUUGCGGUUGCACCCGAUUCAAGAGCCGAAUGGCUCACAGGGCUUUACCUAAUAAAUGAACUUUGAACUUUGAACUUGAACUGUUGUUAGGAUGCCAACAUUUUCAACCACUUUUUUGAGUCGGUGGUUCAAACCCCAAAAUGUAUAAUAUGGCCACACAUUCAGUUAUUUAGAGCGGGUGGUCUGGAUAAGGCUGAGAACUUCUACACAUGCAGCGCUACACACCCGUGUGUGUGUGUGGUUUAAUGUUUUUUUCCCCUGCCAGUUGUGUUGGUGUUUUCUUGUCGUUUACGGAUGCGAAGUAGCUUCCUGCUUAGCGUUGUUUUGUGAUCGGACGGAAUUAGUGACACGUUCUCUGAUUUUACGAGUUCUUUUCACGGUAGCUUCCUGGUUCUUGCUGUCUGUGAUUGGUUGGAGUCCUUCACGCGUAAGAUUAGCCGCGGUUGGCUACGUGCGGUGCGAAAGAAGUCCAACAUAUACAGGACACACAUACGUAGAUCCCAUCUGCUAUAUCACGUGGUACGGUAGGGUCACGUAGCUCAAUGCUGUAUGGAUCAUCACAGCCCAUUGUACCUGUGGCGCACGACCACUGAUAUUAUACAUACGGGCAUAAU
Molecule: messenger RNA, 2997 nt
Organism: Lethenteron reissneri (Far Eastern brook lamprey)
Lineage: Eukaryota; Metazoa; Chordata; Hyperoartia; Petromyzontiformes; Petromyzontidae
Molecular function (GO): calcium ion binding
Source: RefSeq, a predicted model, not a curated record